AUGUCGGUUGAGGUACUCAGCAUCCAGAUCACACUUAAAUCGAUUCUCGGUCUACAUUCAGUAGCUCCAAUGAUCAUUCCUCCUCAUAGAGCUAAUGCACGGAAUGCUAAUGCAUCCAAUGCUAGCACAGUUUCUUCAGUCUCGGAUCAUGAGGCCAAAGUUCCUACAAACACCACUGGUGGAUCAGUUGCAACUAGGGUUCGAGACUUUGUUCGUAUGAAUUCACCAAAAUUUCUAGGGUCGAAGGUCGGUGAGGACCCACAGAACUUCAUUGAUGAGGCUAAGAUGAUUUUUGAGGUAAUACAAAUGAUUGGUACUGAGAGUGUUGAGUUAGCAUUCUAUCAACUUAAGAAUGUCGCUCAUAUCUGGUUCACUCAGUGGAAAGAAAACAGGGGUGCAGAUGCAGCUUAUGUAACUUGGGAUUGUUUUACUAGAGCUUUUAUGGAUAGGUUGAAGGAUAAAAGCUUAGGGAAAUGUCUAAGGACAAUAAGAAGGCUAGAACAUGACAUUAUGAAUACUCUCAGCAAAGUUCGAGUGGUGGAAAUUGCUCACAGUUUCAGCACAGGUCUACAACCCCAGCACAUUCCUCAGCUAGCGCUCCGUCCCCCAGGUUUUGACACGAUCAGAAAAGUAGGAAACCAGGUUCUAAGUCACAGGGGAGUAAGAGAUUGGUGUUUUGGGUAUGGUCAGUCUGGCCAUAGGUUGAAGCAAUGCCCUUCUUCUAGGCAAGGGCAAGGGGGUAAUAACAAUAGGGCUCAGUCUACAGCUCCAGUAGGUGGCUCAACUCAGCAAGGUGUUUCAUUUUGUACAGGUGGUUGUCAGCGCCAAAAAAAGUUAUAUGCUCUCCAGUCUCGCCAGGACAAGGAAAAUUCUCCUGAUGUGGUCACUCGUACCUUCGAGUCUUUCAUUUAG
Messenger RNA from Solanum verrucosum, 912 nucleotides. RefSeq lists its product as uncharacterized. NCBI's taxonomy places the organism in Eukaryota, Viridiplantae, Streptophyta, Magnoliopsida, Solanales, Solanaceae. The transcript has 5 exons. Bases 1 to 912 code for a protein of 303 amino acids. The record is from RefSeq and is a predicted model, not a curated record.